CUUUUUAGACGUUUUGUAGCCGCGCGUUGGUUGAGUAGGAACGAGCGUACGAACGCACGCACGACGUGCGCGUUUGUGUGAGCCGAAUGCCGGGCAGUUCAGCUGACGACACGGCCGUACGGACUUACAGAACGCCGUCUGCAGCGUCAGCCGCUGUUGUAAAACUGCAAAAUUACGAGAUAAAAUAAAAAGUUGCAGCAAAAAUUAUUUACUAAAAUUUUUUAAUAAAAAUGUGAUUGCUUACUUGUUGGUGUUGUAGUGCGAUAAACGCUCCCUUUGCGCCGCUUGCCGUGAACUCAUAAUUCGACUGUGAUAUUUUUUUUAUAUUUUUUUUUUCGCUUUUGAUUUUAUUUUUUCGAUUUUUGUUUGCUGUUGAAAGUUAAUACAAACAGGAUGCGAAAUCAAUAUAUCAAGCUCAAGUCGCAGUGAAAAACGAAAAACGGGUUUGCAGGCAAAGUGCGGGUGAAAGCGUAAAACCGACACUACAACAACUGCAAAGCUCUGCUAUUGCUGCGACGUUUGCAAUAAAAAAAGUAAACAUUAAAGUAAUUGUGCUAAUCAUAAUAAUCAUUAUAAGUGCGAUUACAGGCAGACAGACAUACAAACUUGUACAUUUGUAUGUAUGGAUAUGAAUAUGAAUAUCUUGACAUCUUUGCAGUCUAAAUGGGGGCUUGUCGCCGCUAUCAGCUCGACCAGCCAACGUUGGCAUUUAAUAGCUGAGCUUAAAGCAAACAAAUUUCGGCUAUUGUUUUCAAUUCCUGGAUGGUACAUUAAUAGUCACGUAUGGAACGUGACCAUCACAGUGAUAAGAGACUGCAAGGCAUAUAAACGAUUUUGUCAAGCACGGUGUGGGGACACAGUUUUGUACCAGCAGACAAGAACUACAAACUGGACAAGAGAUUUUCAAUUCCAAAAACAACCACGAAAUUUGAAAAGAACUUCAUGAAAAGCGAGAGAUUUUAACUUUAGACAAAAACACAGCAAUUUUGGACCAAGAGUAACGAUUUUUUAGCGAGAACAUAAAGAAAUAACAAUUAGAGUAUAAAGUCAAAUAAAAUAAAAAUAUAAACACAAAAAUCAUAAAACAA
This is a messenger RNA of Bactrocera tryoni, 1088 nucleotides long. RefSeq lists its product as uncharacterized. Lineage: Eukaryota; Metazoa; Arthropoda; Insecta; Diptera; Tephritidae. The transcript is spliced from 4 exons. The record is from RefSeq and is a predicted model, not a curated record. The coding region runs from base 623 to 946 and encodes 107 amino acids.